Blastomyces gilchristii SLH14081 is the source of this 3454-nucleotide messenger RNA. RefSeq lists its product as uncharacterized. The transcript has 3 exons. Lineage: Eukaryota; Fungi; Ascomycota; Eurotiomycetes; Onygenales; Ajellomycetaceae. The coding region runs from base 56 to 406 and encodes 116 amino acids. The record is from RefSeq and is a predicted model, not a curated record.
CACAAUCUGACUACCUUCGAAAUAAGGGUCUGAAGGGAACUGUUCAGAAACAAUAAUGCGUUCUCCAUGCAUGUUUGAUACAGCGUCAGCGCCCCGUCGAAGUCGUCCAGGUUCCGGAGAUGCGAUGCCUUCAGGUUUUGGAUUUUCAGAAGCUCAGCAUCUAGCGGAAUUUGUUGUACCCACGCUCAACGGUAUCGAGCAAGCGGGUGAUUUCUUCAGGGCUCCUACCAAGUCCAUCGUGCAGGACCAACAGCUUCGCCAAGCUACGCAUGGCAUGGCAUACAGCAACCUGAGUUCAAUGUCAGGGUGGCCAUCAACGUUGGGCAGCUUCUCCUUCUCCUUAUUCUUUGUAUACAAGCUGAUUGAAAGCUUGAGAAGGGCUGCUGCGACACAAUCGUCUGUCUGACCGCCAAACCUUAAGCACCCCCAGCUGGCGAAUCGCCCAGGCAAGAUUGUCAUCCGCCGCAACAGCGUCAUUCGUGACAAUGUCUUUCUGAACAUAUUUAUUGAAACACAGGUCCAGUUGGGCCCUGAUUUCCUUGCCGCUAGGCUUUUAUCUUCAUCAAGGAGUAUGUGACUAGCCCGUCUAUAGCGUUUCUAGGUGAAACUGUUCUAUUUCCACAACAUGUCAGUGAUAUCAAAGACAAAGAUCCUUAAAUAAAAGGGGCAGGGCGGGGCGGGGAGGUGUAUGCUUCUCGACUUAUGACAGAAGAAGAAGGCUAUAUUACCGUUUUGAGCGCACUCGAUGGCCUCGAGACCGCGGUAGAGUAAUUCUUCCGAAAUUCCAUUUGGGCUUAAAAACGAGCAGAGCCGAAGCAAGUCAAAGGCGUGAGCGUACGAUUUGACGAGUUCCUGGAUAGAUAAUUCCCAGCACGAGAAAACACCGCCGGAGAACUUCAAGAAUUUCUCGCCGAUGAGCCGAGCAAUGUUGUUGCGAAGUCUGCCUAGGUAUUGCACUAGCCUGAGGGCUUUCUUCUUAAUGUAGGCCGCUGCUUGGGAAAGGGCAAGUGGAAGGUAUCCGAUCAUUUCUGCAACUUGUUCUGCUGCGGGUUUUGCUAUUGAUGGUGAGUGACUUUAACCACUCCAUGGGGACAAUGAUUCCAAAGAAAAUAAAUAGGGGGGGGCCACCAACCCGCGGGGGAGAACUACCUUCGUCUCCAUCUUUAAGAGAAUCUACCCGGCGAUCUAGAAGCAUCUUCACAGAAAACUGCUCCUCCAGCUCUGGGAUUUCAAUGAUCUUGAAGUCGGAUAAACGUACCCUAGACGUAGCAAUGAUGUGUCCAUGAUCGCAAGCGGGAAGCAAUUCCAGCAUACGGUCCCCGUCUGCCUCGUCGUUGAUUCCGUCGACGACAAGACACCACCCGAUAUUCGCAUCCCUCGCGAGCCAUUUACGUACACACUGCCACGGAGAUUUGGCAGCAUUUCCUCUCAGCUGGCCCUGACGAUCGAUUUGCCCCGGAAUCUGAAGGUCUGCUGCAAUACUACCAAACUUCUCUUCUCCGGGGUACUUCUUCGCAUAAUGAGUUAUCAAUUCGUCCAUGAUUCGAUUGGCACUGACGUCAAUCUACUUGCGUUGCUGAUAUCAACCCAGAAGACUGUGCUAUAGAUAUUUCUGUUGCGACGGACGUAUUCAAGGGCUGUCUGGGUCUUUCCAAUUCCACCAAUGCCUUGAAAAAUAACCAUUGUCCGACGGCACGGAUGAUUUUUGUUCUCUAGCAUCGUCAGAUUCAGGAUCGUUUGGAUACUUUCGAGCACGUUCACCCGGCCACAGAAGUAGAACUCCUUAAGAGCGUCCGUUGCUUUAGUCGUCGUGGCUAUCAUCUGUGCUGGAAUGACAGAAAGCAGCUCCAAUGAUGCCGUAGUGAAUCUCUGGCUCGGUGGAAUCCCGAUUAUCUCGCUGGAUUUCCUGGUCGGAAUCGCAGUUGCUGCAGCCGAAGCCAUCAAUAUGUGAAUAGGAUGCUUUGAAGAACCGGUCAUUCUCUUUUCCCUGGUGUACAUAACCAGGUCAACCGGGUGUCGACUUGGACAUGCGAUGAUUCCUGCCCCCCAUCUCUUCAAGAAAUUCAGCAACUUUCGACGGUCAGAUUUCAUGCUGAGCCUGCAGCUUAGCCAGUGCGUUGAGGUGGACUUCCGGCGGCAUGUUGAGAAUUUCCUUGCGCUCGAAAAGACCUCCUUUCUUUGCCUUUUUAAGAUCAUACUGGACUCCGCCGUUUUGCCCAUCAGGCUGGCUAACGACAAUGUCACCAAGUCGGAUAUCAUAGCCGCAUUCCAGCCUUGGGACCGCAGCCCCAAUGCCUACCAUGAGCCCGAACUGGACCUGCGGAAAGGAAGACAGCAUGGACAUUGCAGUAGUUGUCGCUGAGGUGCUGCCAUACACCCCCGCUGCAAGCGAUGCCAUAACCACGUUGUGCUCCCCAACUCGGCCCCCCAGGUGUAGGAGUUCCUGUCCGACGGAGACUGCGCGAAAUCGAGCGUCUUUCCGUGCUACUCAUCAAGCAUCGCAGUUGCCGCUGCAAGUUCCAGUGGAAGUGCUGCGAUCCAUCCUUUGGUCUAGUGGUAGCGGCUUUCUAAGGCCUUCACGGAGGCCAUUAUGCGCAGGCAAAAAGCCUGAUGUGAGGCUCAGCUUAGCAAUUUUGUAGCAGCUCACUAUACCUGAGGCCAUUAGCACCGGUGUACACCAAUUCAAAUCACUUACUCACGACAGUUGGAUGAUUUGGCUUAAAAUGGUGUCCGCUGGAGGUAAGGUCUGAGAAGGGGGGCGGCUGGCAGAAGAGAAGACACUGCUACAUGCGCAUGCGCGAGGUGACUGUAGCUCGCCACAGAACCAAAUGUGGGGGUCAAUGUACAUACAUGUAUAGUACAUGUAGCAAAAUGAUUGAUUGGGGACUUUAAUGUAAAGUGAUAUGUGUGAUAACCUUGCAGCCACAUGUGUCAUCAAGAGUGAAAACCGGAUGGCUCAAUCAUCGUUUAACAAGCUAUGUCUGGCCUGGGCUUUGGUUGUUUUUGAUUCCGCUGUUAGCUGGAGAGGGACUAGAGUGGAGAAUCAAAUUCUGACAGCGAAAGGCCCCGACAAGGUACCUACCUACCUACUUACCUUAAAUGAAGGUUUUAAACUUGCUCGGGGAUAAGAAAGAAUAUAUUUGGAGUCAUAUCUAACUUCCAGAGCUUCAAGCUAUUGCGCAUCUAUUUUUCCAAUCUUCGGGGAAAAAGGGGGUGGCGGAGGGAACCUUACUGCACCUAUUUAGUUGUAAUGGGAUUUAGUGAGAAAGGAGUUUCUCAUAUGAAUUCUUAACUAUGGAGAAGUGAGUAUAAAUUGGGACGGAAAUCGAAGCCUGGCAAGGAGGGCCUAGGGCGAAAGUGAAUUAAGGAAAAGAAAAAUGAAGAAGGGAAGAAAAUAAAGACAUUGUUCAGAUAGAUGGAAACCACCGCUGCAAAAAUAGACGCGAACGGGGAA